Molecule: messenger RNA, 399 nt
Organism: Xenia sp. Carnegie-2017
Lineage: Eukaryota; Metazoa; Cnidaria; Anthozoa; Malacalcyonacea; Xeniidae
Exons: 2
Coding region: 31-399 (122 amino acids)
Source: RefSeq, a predicted model, not a curated record
GAAACAUUAAAAGACAACGUGAAAGAAUGGAUGGAAACUUGCGUUGAUAAAAAUGGCAAUGACGAUAACACAACUGCAUGCAAGGAAGUAAAAGAAUACAACAAAGAAGUGAUGCAAAUGCAAACAGAAAUGUGUUUUUACAAAGAUGUUUAUCCAAAGCCAUAUUUGAUUAUUAUGAGCUUUGAUAAAAUAUACUCUGUUGAUUCUAUUACUGGAGAUAUUCAUGUCAGCACUAUUAAUGGCUCCAGUAAGAAUAAAUCUGACCAUGCAUCAAGAUAUAAUGACAUAGAAAUUGAUGUAGUUGAGAAUGUGCUUUACUACAUUGAUGACAAAGACAUCAAACGGGGAAAUCUUGACUUGACUAGAAACGAAAUUUUGCGAAAAAUGUUUUGUUCAUGA